Messenger RNA from Pyricularia grisea, 1816 nucleotides. RefSeq lists its product as uncharacterized. The transcript is spliced from 5 exons. The record is from RefSeq and is a predicted model, not a curated record. Gene Ontology annotation, cellular component: cytoplasm. Gene Ontology annotation, molecular function: D-tyrosyl-tRNA(Tyr) deacylase activity. Bases 238 to 708 code for a protein of 156 amino acids. Lineage: Eukaryota; Fungi; Ascomycota; Sordariomycetes; Magnaporthales; Pyriculariaceae. Gene Ontology annotation, biological process: tRNA metabolic process.
UGUAUGGCCUUGUCCUCAGCGAACCCAGUCAACCAUUACCAAAGUUCAUGUACUUUAGCUUUGGGUCAAAAGAAAUCCGAGGUGUUUUACCGUGCUUCUUAGGAUCCCUUUUCAGUCUUUCCGGUGUGAAUUCUGCGGUUCGGAAACGCUGAAACCCGCCGCCAUUGGAUUCAAAGAUUGUCACCCCUUUUCUCGUCACAAAUUAGAGAAGCAACUAGACUAGUCUCAUCCAGCAAAAUGAAAGUCAUUCUUCAACGGGUGUUAUCCGCUUCCGUUACGGUGGACAAGAAGAUAGUGUCUUCAAUUGGCAAAGGCAUCCUCGUCCUGGCGGCUGUGGCCCCUGGAGACACAGAGAAGGAGUGCGAGAGUAUGGCCACCAAAGUCCUCAGGAUGAGACUCUGGGACGAUGACUCCGGUGGUAGAUGGAAACUAAACGUGAAAGACAUUAAUGGCGAGGUGCUCUGUGUAUCUCAAUUUACACUCCUUGCUUCAACUAAAAAAGGAACCAAGCCGGAUUUCCACGGAGCCAUGGGAGGAGAUGAAGCCAAGCCGCUUUAUGAUCAUUUCUUCCACAAGGUACAGGCCGGAUACCAAACAGACCGCGUGAAAGACGGUGUGUUCCAAGCCAUGAUGGAGGUGGCUUUGGUCAAUGACGGCCCUGUCACACUGGAGAUGAAUGUCGAGCCGCCAAAGCCUAAAGAACCCUAAAAUACAGCAGUGGGCAAGUAAAUACAGGGUAUGCAUGCCCCUUGAACUUCUAUGUAGACAUUGGUUGAGUGAUAUAUUUCUACGGAGUAGUUCUAGCACUGAUCUAGUCUAGUCCACUUUGUAGCUGACUCUGCUUAUACCCUUUUGCCUACUGAUCUUUCUGACUGUGACCUUUCCACAAUCCUUGGUCGUGGGCACAUGCGUUCCGCCACAAGGAUAUACUUCGGAUCCAACAAUGUUAACAACUCUUAUUCUUGUCUUUUCGUCAUCAAUCACGUCGUCGCUCGGCACAUCCUGACCAUCCUGAUCAACAUAGAUGCCAAUCGCAUGCCAUACUUCAUCUGAUGGAAGUAGUCGCUCCAGCUUGCGCUCCCUAAAGUCCGACUUGGUCCACCACUCAAUCCUGACCUCGGCGUCCUUGUCGACCAGAUCAUCCACCGACUGUUGAAUAUCCGACUUCCACUUCCCUUCAAUAACACCCUUGAACUCACAUCCGGCAGAGUCUGGGAAAUGCGAUGCCUUCAACUCGUCAAAACCCUCGAUUUUAUCUUCGAGGAGGGUACGAGUGGCCGACCCCAGGACAUGGCCUGCUGUGUGUAGGCGGGAAUAGAGGUGCCGUGUAUUCUCAUCAACCGCCUGGAUCAGCACUGCGCCGGGGUCAAUUGAGCUUUCUGCCCCGCCUUGGAACGUGCCAAAAUGCAGAACCAGCCCGGGGUUUGAAGCAGACGUCCGUGCUGAGUCUACGUUGAAGAUGGCCGUUUCCGGCGAAGAAGCAAGGGCGACUGUGCCAACGUCCGAUGGCUGGCCGCCACCUUGUGGAUGAAAUAUUGUGGAGGUGGUGAUCAAGGCAUACAGAGACGCGGCGUCGCCUUUGUAAAGUGCCCUGUCAUCUUCUGGGAGUUUUUCGAAUGGCAAAACAGACACCAGGGUGGAUUCGUUUUUGUAUGUUUGUUGAUGCUCAGCGGCGUGGAAGAGCAGUUUAGUGUUGGGCAAGUUCAGCAACGGGCUUAAUGUUUGCCCAUUAGAGACAGACAUUUUCCCUCGAUGCUGGGGAAUUGAGUAUGUCCUUCCUAAUGAGAACAGGACUAGGACUCUACGUUUGUUUGCU